This is a messenger RNA of Marchantia polymorpha subsp. ruderalis, 4670 nucleotides long. The record is from the annotation of a GenBank genome assembly. Lineage: Eukaryota; Viridiplantae; Streptophyta; Marchantiopsida; Marchantiales; Marchantiaceae.
GGUCGUCGUCGGAGCCCGGGGCACCAGAGGGUGCUCCGUCAUCGCGUCCUCGGCCUCUGCCUCUGCCUCGGCGCAGAUGCUCUUCGUCGCCGGAGCGCCUCGAGCAAGAGCGAGCGGGAGGAGCUGCAGCUUCUCCCCCCAUGUUGGUCCUCCCCCACCCAAUUGCAUUGCGCAGCAGCAGUGCACUUCCUCACUUCGCCUUCCGCCGCAGCAGCAGCUGCACCUCCCUACAUCUCUAGAGGGGCUCCCUCCCUCGGGCUGGCACCCCAUCUCCCCUCCCCUCCCCUCGCCUCGCUUCCCACUUCAGUCCGAGUCUCUCUCGGACUGUCACCGCGCUUUGUUAGUGACGUUAACGGUCAUUCUGCUACCACCGGCCAACUUCAACGCUGCGGAGUCGGAUCGGGCGACGCCGGUCCUCGGGGACUUCCAUUUCGAGCUCCGUUCCUACGUUCCUGCCCAGGCCCCAGGCCCGCGGAGGGAUCCGCAGAGACGCGCCACCUCAUCAGGGUCCAGCGAGCAGCACGCACGCUCGCUCGCUCUAAAGUGGUCGCGGAGCGCGAGCGCGCGAACUGCAGCAGCUGCUCUUUCGGAUCCCAGCCUGGUCUGCUCUACGCUGCCCUGCUCUGCUCUGCGCUCCCUUCGCUUACCAUGCUGAGCGCUCUUUCCCGCCUUCUUGGCUAUGCAGAGAAAGCGAGCAGCAGCGCCAAUGAUUUCUCCCCCUUCACGCCACGGAUUCUUGCCAUGGGUAGAUUACUCAUCUCCGGAAGAGGAAAGUCGAACUUUACUCGGAGGAUAAGGUGAUCGAGAAUCGCUGGGUAAUUGAAUCAGCAUUGUACUCAAUAUCUUCAAGGCGAUUCGGAUGCUAUGGAGGCCAUGGUCAAUCUUGCGACUGUCGGGGUGGGGAAGGACCAAAUAGCUCGGUGGCUUAGCGAAACUGCUGGGCCUCAUGAAGCGGCUGUCCGGGCUGCCACUGCGCAUCUGGAGGCAGCCCGAACGGUUCCCAAGUUUGCUCUAUGCCUUCUUGUGUUAUCUGCCGGGGGUGAUGAAAAGGGACAGCGAGUUGCUGCUGCUACCUACUUGAAAAACUAUCUAAGAAAUCAUUGGAGUGAAGAUAGUGCCAUGCCGGCAGUAGAGCGACUGGAAUUCAGAAAUCAGCUAGUAGAAAUUCUUUUGAGGGUGGAUGGUAUAGUGUUGAAGCUCCUAGCAGAAGCAUUCCGAUUGGUAGCUGUCAAUGACUUCGCACGAAAGACGUCAUGGCCUGAGCUUGUACCAGCAUUAAGAACUGCAAUCCAAAAUAGUGAUCUUGUUAACGGAGCUGGGGAGGCGUCUGAAUUCAAAACGUUCAAUGUGCUCAUUGGCGUCCAAACUAUUAUCAAGCCCUUCCAGUAUUUUAUGGAUCCAACAGUGGCAAGGGAACCUGUGCCUGAACAACUGGAGCUCAUUGGAAAGGAGUUGUUAGUUCCUCUGCACAGUAUAUUCCAUCAUCUAGUGCAGCAGGUGGCAGCUUCUAAGGACGAAGGUGCUGCUGCUCACGACAAUAUUCUUUUAGUGCUGUGCAAAUCGUUUCAUCUUGCCAUCAAAUCACAUAUGCCUGUAUCGCUGGCAUUGUAUCUGGGUCAGUGGUUCCAAGACAUCAUGGUCUUACUACAGAUGGUUGUUCUGGACAAGACAUUGGAUGCACCCCACCAAUACCACAGGCUGAAAACUUGGAAAAGGGCCUUGCAAAUAUGUUGUAACCUUAUCACGAGGCAUCGCAAAUACGUUGACAAAUAUUUGCCAUCAAUGUCACACAUGGCUCUCAAACUCCUGAGUCAAAAUAGAAGUAAGGGUCUGCAUCCCAUGCAGGAACGUAUAAUUUCAUUAGCGUUCGAUGUUGUAUCAAAUAUCCUCGAGACUGGACCCGGAUGGCGACUGAUGGCACCACACUUUUCAAAUCUGCUAGAAAGUGCAAUAUUUCCCACUCUUCGUUUAUCAGAAGAGGAUAUGGCGGAAUGGGAAGAAGAUGAAGACGAAUAUCUUAGAAAAAAUCUCCCAUCAGACAUGGACGAGGCAAGCGGCUGGAAAGAGGAUCUUCUGAUUCCUCGACAAAGUGCUAUCAACCUGCUAGGCUUGAUCGCUACGUCAAAGGGUCCUCCGACCACUGUUGCUGCGAAGAAAGUGGCUGCCAUGAAAAGAAAGAAGGCUGGGAAAGGUAAAGGCAAGGAUGGGCAAGGGACAGCUGGAGAGCUUCUCGUUCUCCCCUUUCUCUCGCAAUUUCCCCUUCCACCACCUGAAGCCGCGUCAGCUUCAGACCUUGUAAAGAAUUAUUAUGGAGCUCUUAUGGCCUAUGGUGGACUUACACAGUUUUUGAAAACUCAGUCACCAGACAAAGUUAGCUUUUUACUUCAGACCCGAGUGUUUCCUCUUUACACUAUGGGAACACCUUCUCCGUAUGUGUUGGCAAAUGCAAAUUGGUUACUUGGCGAGCUAGCUGCUUGUUUGCCGGAGGAAUUGAAUGAAGACAUUUAUAAUGCUUUAUUGAAAGCAUUAUUGGCUCCAAAUGUGGGUGAUGUGUCUUGGCGACCGGUGAGGGCAUCAGCCGCAGGAGCACUUUCGACACUUUUGCAGGAGGAAUAUAAGCCAGUACAGUGGCUGCCCUUGCUGCAAGCUGCAGUCGCAGGUGCAAGAAUGGUGGAAGAAGGAGAGGCAACAAUUGCACUACAGUUAUUAGCAAAUGUUGCAGAGGCAGGUGAAGAUCAUGUUGCACCCCACGUACCAGCCAUCACAGCUGCUGUACAAGGAGAGAUAUGUCGACACAUACCCCCGCAUCCGGAACCCUGGCCUCAGAUGGUGGAGCUGGGAUUUUCUGCCGUAGCAUCUCUGGCUCAGACAUGGGAUAGUGCUGAACCAGAGGAGGACGAGGAUGGCGGAAAAGCAUUAGAAAAUUGGAAGAUGGGCUGCAUCACAGUCGCAAACACUUUUUCAGAGCUUUUACAGCGGGCGUGGUUACCCACCUCUCCUGAUGGAUCCUCAGUUGUGGCUGCUCCACCUCCUUCAUGCUUGAAUGAUGCCUCAACGCUGCUUGCGGCAGUUCUCAGGUAUACAAACGACUCCACUAUAGCUGCAACCUUGAAGGUUGAGCCACUGCUACAAGUAUGGGCCAAUCUGAUUUCUGAAUGGAGCGCUUGGGAAGAAGAAGAAGAUGAAUCUGUCUUUGAGGCCAUUGAGGAAGCUAUUCUUCUGCAUGGAAGAAGCCCUCUGCGCCACUUUACAGUUGCAGAUGUUCUUCCUGCUCUUUCGGGGACCUCGGCGCCAACUAGAUCAAUUCUUGAAGGUCUGGUCACGUUUGUCACCUCAGCAAUCGAAGGAGCAUACCCUGCAGCUGCUUGGAGGGCAUGUAGGUGUACUCAUGCUAUUUUGCAUGCCUCCUCCCUUGCAUUUGAAGGAGAGGAGAUUUCCAAAGUUCUGGUCAACCGGUUUGUCCAGGCGACGUUCAGGCGUUUGAAAGCUCUAAGCAGAUUCACUGUACCUCUAGCCAAACCCCUCGUUCUCGUAAUUGCCACAUGCUAUGUUUGUCUUCCCAAGGAAACCGAGCAGGUGCUUAACCUUGAAGAUGACAAAAAAGUUGAUGAGGGCCAUGGCGAAAAUUUGCUACUUUGGGGUGAAGCUCUGGCUAUUUUAUCAGAAACAGAGGCAGAUCCGGGUCUCUCUUUGGAGUGCGAGAUCAAACUAUGCGUGCUUGCAUUGCUGAAGCUUCUGGAACGUUUGAUGAGCAAGGAAAUGGCUGAAGGAUCCAAGGGCUUCCUAGUUGCGCAACAUUGUUUCAAAUCACUUCUUGAAUCCACUGUUGACCUUAAGGAAGUCCAGGAGUCAUCAUCAAUCGAUGAUAGUGAUGAUGACGACAGUGAUGACAGUGACGGUAGUGAAGAUAGUGACGAGGAUGACGAUGAUGACGACGAUAGUAAUUCCAACUCCGAUGAUGAUGAUUCUUCGGAUGAAGAGCAUGAGGAAACUGAGGAUGAGUUUUUAGCAAGGUACGCACGGACCGCAAGAGAGCUGGACUUGCAGGCAAUCGAAGAAGCUGAGGGUGGUCAGGAUGAGGAUGGUCAGGACAUUGAGCUCGGGGUACUAGGAUUAGUGAAUCCUGAAUGCCAGGUGAUGACUUUCAUCAAAGAUCAUGGAAAGACUCUGUUGACGAAGCUUUCAUUGUCCAAGGAUCUCGUCUCUAGAUUCAUAGAUAAGUUUCCAGGCUCGAAGCAGCUGCUUUCGCAGUGAUUAAGCGGAAAAAGUUUAGUUAGUGCCAACUCCUACGUCUAUUUCAAGGAGUAUUAGUAGUUUAGAUCCCAUGUAUCAACUCUCUGAAGUACGGCAAGAUUCUCCUGCACAACGAGUUUUGGUUCUCUAAUGGAGACAUCCAUGUGCAACUUCAAGAUCGGAGGUGCUAGUGAACUGCAGUAUGACAUAUCCAAGAGCUUAUUAGGGCCUUAUAGCCUUCUGUUCUCUUUGUAUGUGUCUAGUCAUGAACCAACUCUAGUCAAAGAUUGCCUGGUAUUCAUAGUUUGUACAUUAGUCAGCUGGUAACACCAUGAUAUCUGGAUCAUUUGUAAGAACUACAUAUUUUUUUAUUGCUGAUCAUUUUAGGAGAUUCCCGUCUCUCCCGAGUACAACAAAGAUACUUUUUACUUCAUAUC